CACACACACACACACACACACGUAUAUAUAUAUUUGUAUAUAGCUAGAUGUGAACCGGUUGGAACUAUUAUAAAACCAAGCCUGUUUCCAUCACGCAGGAGUAAUAAUGGCGAGUCUGCUAGCCGUGCAACCGGUGAUGAUGCAAGGUAGGAACUCGUUCGAGCUCUACGGUUACGACGUGAUCCUCGACGAGAGUCUGACACCGUGGCUUCUCGAGGUGAACGCCUCGCCCUCUUUAAGUGGCACCGACACCGAGGAUUAUCGUCUCAAGUUCGAUCUCAUCGACGAUGUCCUCAACAUCAUCGAUCUCGAGCGUCGUUUUACAGGCAGAGAAACCAGGAUCGGUGGCUUUGAUCUAAUUUGGUUUAACGAUGGACCAGUAUGGACGACCAUUGCGAAUUCAUCAAUUUGCGGACAAAAUCGAUAUUUCGUUAAAAAAUUGAACGUAUUCUUGGGCGCAAGAAAUGAUCGUAUCAAACAAUUAUACCGAUUGCACGAGAUAUUGAGGGAGAUUAAGGAGAGUAAAGGAAAUAUCGAAAUGGAGAAUUUCCUUUGUGAAAAUCUUUAAAGGAAAAAAAAAAAAAAAAAAAAAAAAAAGAGAGAGAGAAAAAGAAAGGACGAAAAAAACGAGGAUAAUAAAGUCGACCGAUUAAAUGUGUCAAUUAAGGAACUUUAAUAUUUAAAUAAGGAACUUUAUAACUAUAUUUAAAAACUUUCGAAGUUAUCGUAUUACCUAACAACGUAGAUAAACGAUUUCCAUCGUAUUCUUCAAGAUUUAUUCGAUGUAUCCAUGUCGAAAAAUAUGUUUUGAUCUUGAAAAUAUAUAAAUGUCGAACGUAUCAUAUAUAUAUAGAUACUAUCUACGGUAAGGAUCUAUCGUAAACUCGGUGCUCGAAGUAAAUGUGGCUCGUAUAAAAUCUUGAAAAAAUAAACUCCUUAGAACUAGAGAGAUCUUUUUCUUUUUUC
This is a messenger RNA of Vespa mandarinia (Asian giant hornet), 966 nucleotides long. Its product is annotated as putative tubulin polyglutamylase TTLL9. Lineage: Eukaryota; Metazoa; Arthropoda; Insecta; Hymenoptera; Vespidae. Gene Ontology annotation, cellular component: ciliary basal body. Gene Ontology annotation, molecular function: ATP binding; tubulin binding; metal ion binding. Gene Ontology annotation, biological process: microtubule cytoskeleton organization; protein polyglutamylation. The record is from RefSeq and is a predicted model, not a curated record.